AUGGCAGUGAGAAUGGUGGUGUUUCAAAUAAUUGUCUUAUUGGGAUCAAUGAAUGCAUUUGUAAAAGCAGUGGGUUUGGUGAACAGUUCAAAAUGUAGUGAAGCAACCUGUGGGAACGUUAGCAUUCCAUACACUUUUAGAAUAGAUACCGAUUGCAACAUGACCAACUUGUAUUGGAUAAAUUGCAGUCACAGUUUCAGUCCUCCCAAGCCUUUCUUGGCGUCCAUAAACCUGGAGGUUUUGGACAUUUCAUUAGACGACGGCACACUUCGCGUCAACUAUCCAAUGUUUUGGGGUUGUUCUAAUGCUACAAGGAUAAAAUUUGACAGCUAUUAUUCAAGAAGUCUUGUCUUCUCCCAAUCAAGAAACAAAUUCAUUGCCAUAGGUUGCAACAAUUUUGCUUCAUUGAUAGAUGCAGAAAGUGCUAUUCUUUGUGGGUGCAUGUCCGUUUGUGAUAACAAAAACAGAGAGAUGAAUAUCAGCAAUAGUUGCAAUGGCAUCAACUGCUUCCAAACUACGAUCCCUUCAGUUCUCCAGGACUUCUCUGUAUCUCUGAAGUCAAUAGACACCGAAUCUGACAGAAUUAACCCAUCUUGCAAGUAUGCAUUCAUUGUAGAACAGAAGUGGUUUGAGACCAAUUUAACAAACCCGUUUGAAGUCCAAAAUAUGUCCCACGUUCCUGUGGUAUUGGAAUGGCUCAUCGAUCCAACAUUAUUUCCUCUUGUAACUGGAAAUAGACUGUCAUCUGAAGAAACCUCAACCUAUGUUUGUGCUAAUCGUUCUUCAACUCUUACAUGUUCUUGCAAACGAGGCUUUAAAGGGUAUCCCUAUCUGCCUCAUCCUGAACGAUGUGCAGGUAAACUACUUCUCACCUCCGUCUAUUAA
Molecule: messenger RNA, 885 nt
Organism: Quercus lobata
Lineage: Eukaryota; Viridiplantae; Streptophyta; Magnoliopsida; Fagales; Fagaceae
Product: wall-associated receptor kinase-like 10
Exons: 1
Coding region: 1-885 (294 amino acids)
Cellular component (GO): membrane
Molecular function (GO): polysaccharide binding; protein serine/threonine kinase activity
Source: RefSeq, a predicted model, not a curated record